Lactuca virosa is the source of this 522-nucleotide messenger RNA. NCBI's taxonomy places the organism in Eukaryota, Viridiplantae, Streptophyta, Magnoliopsida, Asterales, Asteraceae. The record is from the annotation of a GenBank genome assembly.
AUGGGCGAAGGAAAAGGCUCAUCCCUAGUUCAUCUUCUAGUUAUCAUCUUAUUCUUAGUUGCUUUUGGUUUCGCCAUUGCCGCCGAACGCCGCCGUAGCACUGGAACCAUUCGCACAGAUAAUGCAACCAAUUCCACUUACUGCGUGUACGAUUCAGAUGUAGCAACAUGCUAUAGCGCCAUUAGCACCUGGUGGAAAUCGAGCUUGAACCAUCAUCUAUUUCACAUUCUCACUGCUGAGUUUUGUGGUUGCAGAAGCUUGUUUGAUAGCAGGGGCAAAGAGAGCAAGAUAGGGCUAAAAGAGAGAGGCCUGAAACGUGAAAAGGAAAGUGAGAGAGACCUGAAACGUGAAAAUGAAAGGGAAUUGGAAAGAUAUGAAAGGGAAAGAGAGCAAGAUAGGGCUAAAAGAGAGAGGGAAAGGGAAUACAAAAUACGUGAGGAUGAACGCAGAUACAGAGCACGUUUGAAAGAGUGGGAAAACAGGGAAAAAGAGAAAGAAAGGACACGCAAACAGGAGAGAUAA